Molecule: messenger RNA, 350 nt
Organism: Lodderomyces beijingensis
Lineage: Eukaryota; Fungi; Ascomycota; Pichiomycetes; Serinales; Debaryomycetaceae
Source: the annotation of a GenBank genome assembly
AUGGAGAAUCCUCACGAGCAGAUCCACAAGACCUUAUUAGCCAGAAUAAUAAACAAUGUGGUAUGUAUUUUUUGGAGUUGAGAGAAAAAAAGAACCCCUUGAACACUCUCUCCUUUUGACCCAAAUGACUAACUCCCAAUGUUAAGGAAAAUUUGAAUGAAUCGAUUGUCGACAUGAACAAAAUGCUUCAACAGGCAAAUAGGAACAAUCUCGACAACGAGAUAAUUGCAAGCAUGUGGGAGUCCUAUAUCAGGAGUGCAGAGUAUAAUUUACAGGCAACAGGGAACAAACUGCAAGAUGAUGACGAUGCUGGUGAUGAGGACGUGUCUGGAAGUCAGCGUGAAAAUUGA